Molecule: messenger RNA, 469 nt
Organism: Closterium sp. NIES-67
Lineage: Eukaryota; Viridiplantae; Streptophyta; Zygnematophyceae; Desmidiales; Closteriaceae
Source: the annotation of a GenBank genome assembly
GUCAGCGGAUGAAGAGUAGCAAGCAGAAAAAGGUGGACUACUGCAGCCUCUUCCUGUCCCAGAACAACCAUGGCAAGUGGUUAGCCUGGACUUCAUCACCGGGUUACCACCUACCUCCAGCGGUCAUGACGCCAUCCUUGUCAUUAUCAACAAUUCUCCAAAAUGGGACCACUUCAUCCCGACACACACGACAGCACGCACCGAAGAAACAGCACAACUCUUCGUUCGAUACAUCAUCUCAUAGCAUGGCAUUCCAACCACACUCAUCUCCGACCGAGACCCCUAAGUUCACCAGCAAGUUCUGGAAGGAACUUAUGUCUCUCCUCGGGACCAAACGCGCCAUGUCAUCCGCUUACCAUCCGCUGACAGACGGACAGACCGAGCGCCUCAACCAAAUUGUUGGAGCAACUCCUCGAGCAGCUGCAAGGCGAGAUCUCUAAUGGGACUUGCACUCUGCCCGUACUAGAGG